AGUUCCAGAAUGCAGGUUCCUCAGAUCAGGAGGGAGAGGGCCUAGAAGCCAGGUGCUCGGGCUAGCCACAGACUGGGUCUGUGGGAUACCCACUGUAACUGUGGCCCCCCCCAAAAGCAUUUCAACAUGGGCCUGGAGCUCUACAUGGACUUACUGUCAGCACCAUGCCGUGCUGUCUACAUCUUUGCCAGGAAGAAUGGCAUCCCAUUUGACUUCCAAUUUGUGGAUCUAUUAAAAGGUCACCACCAUAGCAAGGAAUACAUCGAGAUCAACCCCCUGAGGAAACUUCCGAGCCUCAAGGAUGGCAAGUUCAUCUUAUCUGAAAGUGUGGCUAUUCUCUUCUACCUAUGCCGCAAGUACAGUGCGCCUUCCCACUGGUAUCCGCCAGACCUGCACAUGCGUGCCCGUGUGGACGAGUUUAUGGCCUGGCAGCACACAGCUAUUCAGUUGCCCAUGAGCAAGAUCCUGUGGAUCAAGUUGAUAAUCCCAAUGAUCACGGGGGAGGAGGUCCCCAAGGAGAGAUUAGAUAAGACACUGGAAGAGGUGAAGAAAAACCUACAGCAAUUUGAGGAGAAGUUUCUGCAGGACAAGAUGUUCAUCACUGGGGACCAUAUCUCACUGGCUGACUUGGUGGCACUGGUGGAAAUGAUGCAGCCAAUGGGGUCUAACCACAAUGUCUUCAUCAGCUCCAAGCUUGCAGAAUGGCGAAUGCGGGUGGAGUUAGCCAUCGGCUCUGGCCUCUUCUGGGAGGCUCAUGACAGACUGGUGAAGUUACCAAACUGGGACUGUUCGACACUGGACCCUAUGAUCAAGGGGAGGAUCUGUGAAUUUCUGCAGAAGUAUAAGUGAUCCCAGAGAGCAUCGAUUCUGCGGGGGCCGGCGGAGAGAAGUAUAAGUGAUCCCAGAGAGCAUCCAUACUGCGGGGGCCGGUGGUCUCCGCCUUUCGAGCCUCUUCUCCUAGGGAAGUCACCAGGAAAACACACUGUCCCUUUACCUAAUAAAAUAGAAGAACUGGAACAGC
Mastomys coucha (southern multimammate mouse) is the source of this 1021-nucleotide messenger RNA. Its product is annotated as glutathione S-transferase theta-4. Lineage: Eukaryota; Metazoa; Chordata; Mammalia; Rodentia; Muridae. Gene Ontology annotation, cellular component: cytoplasm. The transcript is spliced from 5 exons. The record is from RefSeq and is a predicted model, not a curated record. The coding region runs from base 127 to 849 and encodes 240 amino acids. Gene Ontology annotation, molecular function: glutathione transferase activity. Gene Ontology annotation, biological process: glutathione metabolic process.